CUGCGGGGCAAAUGCAUUAAUGUCCGUUUGCACGUCUCCGAGACGGGUCCUUUCACACUGAUCUUCACGAGGCUACCGCGAGAAUUUAAAAGCGCUUGUGGAGCAAGUAUCUGCUUUCGCGGGAGACGCUGAAUGAUUACUAAGACUCACAAAGGAGACCUGGGCCUUGGGCUCCCAGAGAAAAAGAAAAAGAAGAAAAAGAAGGUAGUUAAAGAACCAGAGACUCAGUACUCGGUUUUAAACAGUGACAGUUAUUUCGCGGAGGUUUGUCCCACAACAGCCACAUCACCCUCGAAGAAUGUGGUCCAAGGGCAGGCACCCGACAUGCCUCUAGUAAAGAAAAAGAAGAAAAAGAAGGGCCACAGCGCUGUCUGCGAGGAACCCCUAGAACCUGAGACCACGUUACGUGAUGGACGGACCGAGCCGUCGCCCAGCCCCAGGAAGCAGGCACUCGGCCCAGCUGAGUCCCUUGGUGGGGAGAAGAAGAAGAAGAGGAAGUCUACAUCCGCUGGCUCAAGGAUGAAGACUGCCUCAGACCCCAGUCAGAGCGAGGAGGUGACCAUAGUUGGUAGGAAGCUCAGAAAACACAAGAAGGAGAAAAAGGCCCAGGAAGUGACAGCCUUCUCAGCCAGGGAUCCUUGGUUCUGCGAGGCUGGGGAUGCUUUGUACACUUGCUCAGUUGGGAAAGAUGGCAUCCGGGAGCAGGCAGCCUCAGGACAGAAACGGAAGCAGGGGAGCCGCAGGGAACACUAUGUUAAGAUGAAAAAGAAAAAGAAAAUCCACCAAGAGGGAGAUACCCUUCUGGGGCCCCCUGAGCUCUCCAGGUUCGUGGAGAGCAGCCCUAGGAAAAGAAGUAAAAAGAAGCAAGUCAAAGUUGAAGCUCCAGAAUACAUCCCAAUAGGAGAUGGCUCCAAGGCCCCUGUGAAGAAGAAAAUGAAGUCCAAGAAAAAGGUGCAGCAGGCAGACAUCGAGGAGCCAGCUCUGAAGAGGAAAAAAAAGAAGAGGCAGGAGAGCAGAGUAGCAGGGGAACCUUGGGAGGAGGAACCCGACACGGACUUGGAGGUGGUGUUGGAAAAGAAGGGGAACAUGGACGAGGCUCACAUAGACCAGGUGAGGCGAAAGGCCUUGCAAGAAGAGAUCGAUCGUGAGUCGGGCAAAACGGAGGCUUCUGACGCCAGGAGGUGGACAGGAACUCAGUUUGGCCAGUGGGAUACUGCUGGUUUUGAAAAUGAGGAAAAGAAACUGAAGUUUCUCAAACUCAUGGGUGGCUUUAAAAAUCUGUCCCCUUCGUUCAGUCGCCCCCCUAGCGUGGCUGGCAGGCCCAACAUGGCUCUCAGCAAGAAAGCAGCCGACACCCUGCAGCAGAACCUGCAGCAGGACUACGACCGGGCCAUGAGCUGGAAGCACAGCCGGGGGGCCGGCCUCGGCUUCUCUACCGCCCCGGACAAAGUCUUCUAUAUUGACAGGAACGCAUCCAAGUCAAUCAAGUUUGAAGAUUAAACUCUCCUGUCUUGUCCCCCAAAACAGCCAACAUUGCUUUUACUGUUCUGUUACGCAGAUGAAAGCCAUAGGACAGUUGUUUCGAAUCGAACUCCUGCAAAGAUUAAGGACAACCUUGUUGUUGUGCUUGGACAGACUGGGAUGAGGGCGGCUUGUUUCAGGAGCCAGGAGAACAUGUGAGUGUCUGAAACCUACUGUUUUCCGUGUGAAGCUCCCGUCCCUGUUGAAGGCAGUGAGGAUGAAUAGCAGUCGCUCACACUGUCAAGUCUUACUGUGUGCCAGACACGUGUGUGUCUCCCUCACAUUGAUGUAUUUAAUCUUCAUGAUUCUGAAACAGGUGCUAUUAUUAUGCCCAUCUUAUAGAUGAGGAGACUGAGGUUCAGGGAUGAAGUAAUAACAUUGCCAGGAGUCCCCCAACCAGGAAGUGCCAAGUGUACUUUGUGCCCCAAGGCUGAUGUCACUGUUCACGACACUGAAUGUCCCCUCCAGGGGAUUUCAGCCAGAAUACUCAUUGAGGAUUAAAAUGUCUUUUGAUUGAAGAAACAGUAGCUUUUUCUUACAUGUCUAAAUCUCAGACAAGAAGUAAGAUUAAUGUAAACGGGGAAGAGCAAGCUUAUCUUCCCUCCCCCUUGGAGAGCUACAGGCCUGGGGCGUCUGGAUUGCCACCAGGCAGAUGUGGCUCAGCUUCCUCUGCUGCUGCGAAAUGUUUCUAAGCCCACCUUGCCUUUUGUGUCUGCCUUGCUUCCACCCCCAGUGCUGUGCCUGAAUUCAGUCUUUUUGCUUUAACUGGGUUUGGAACAAGGCAUUUGAGAGCAGUGGGUCAGUCCUCCACAUGGACCGACGGCACUUCAUUCCCAGGGACGUGUUUGUUGGAUUCUCUUCAGUCACGAGGAAGAGAAUCCCAGGUGACUUCCACGGAGGAGGUCGAUUGCUAGCAGGCACAGAUGUGGGGAUGACAGGGCAUUGCCUCUUCAGCCUAGGAACAGUGUUUCCAGGCCUUGACGCUACAGCCAGCCUCACAAAGCUCCAGGUGCAGCCACCCACGUGACACAUGACCACCUUCUCUCCAUUCACGUAACACUCUCGAUUCCCAAAAUAUAAGUUCUGAUUGGGCCUUUUUCACACCGCUUGGCUUGAAGUCCCUCAACGGACAUCCUAUCUCAGGCAGGCCUGGACAGCCAGGAAAUUCGUUCUCUCACGUGGCAGGGAGUCCUGUCCUGUCGCAUGGGGUUGAUUCAGCUUCCCAUGAAGGAAAUGAAUGUUUCCUCUCUGCUCCACCAUCCUCAUUGUUGGCUUCAUCAGGAUAUCAAGACACUAGACCAUUCCAGAGGAAGAAGCAAAACCUUGUGGUUCAAGGAAACGUUCAGAAGCCCUUUUGUCAUAACUCAUUGCCCAGCAGUGGGUCACAUACCCGUUCUUGAGCCAGCCCCUGGCAUGUGGACGGAGACUCUCAGGUCAGUCGGGAAGGAAGACAGGUUGAGUGCUGGUGAGGUGAACAUGGGUUCCCUACUGCCCCAUGGGGCCAAGGGAAGGCAGGCCUGCCCUGACCAACAAGCACUGGCCAGGCCUAGAGUCCUGCAAGUCUGUUCGUGAAUCAGGUGGGCCAUUUGCCUCAGAAUGUGAACUUGGGUUUUCAUGGCUUCACCCUUGAGAUAAAUAAUGGAAGAGGCCUACGAGGUAAGGUUCUGCAUUUGAGUCCGCUCUUCAGGGCACGUCCUCUCCCGAUGGGAGUAAACCUCUCCCAGUCUCGAUCCACACUAUAGGAACUUGUCCAGUGCCAGGGGAACCAACCACCGCUUUUCUGAUCGUUUUUAUCUUGCUGAGAGAUCACACUGCAGUUUGGGUCUGCUCGGCUGUCUACGGGGUGACUCUGCAGAGUGGCUGCACGAUUUUCCCCAGGCUGUGCCCGGACUGGUGUGAUGGUCAGGCCUUUCCCCUGCCGCUGUGAAGUAUAAACUGUCUGUGUGGUAGGACUUGACGUUCAGCUCAGGGUGGCUGAAGCGUUCCCCUGGCAAGGUUUGUUCAAGUCUGUUCGUGAAGCAGGGUCUAAGCAGAGAAGGUUGGGCAGCCAAGAGGGCAGGAUGCCAAGAUUCCUCCGGUUGAACUUGGCCUCGUCUUGGCUGCUCUCCUAGGGGCAGACCACUAUUGCUCUGGUGAUGGUUCCUGCCCUGCAGCAGCCCUGAUGUUAGCUGGGCCUCUGUCCUUCUGUAAAUUAGCAUUGUCUUGAGUCACCCAGCCCCUUUUCCCCCCAUGUCCUGGGCCCUCCUCAAGCGGUCUGCAAGUUUUUUUGGUAUAAUUUCCCACGUUCUUCAUUGGUUAACUCCGUGUAGCACACAGCCUGUCUCCACUGGAACAAGGCGGUUUUUGGAUUUUUACUCAGAACCUGGGAGAGAUGGGGGGGGGGGGUCUGGUAUGUAAGCACAGCCAAGGUCAUAGUUGAAGAUGAAACAACCCUGUGCUCAAGCUUGUGGGCUGUUUCUCUGUGGGGAUGUCUCACUGAUGACCCUCCUAUGGCAGGGUCCUUCCCUGGUUAUAAUCGCCUUUAUCUGGCUGUCCCCCAAACCGCGUGAUCCUUCCCCACUUUAUUUCUUGAGGUGAUUCCUGCUGUUUUGUCUUAGCCCGCUAGGCCCCUCCCCAAGGCCACCUUUCUGCAACUAGGCUGGCCCAUCAAAAGUAUUUGCCAGACAGACACAGUUCUCCCCUUAAAAACUGUGUUCAGCUCUACAGACUUAGAACUGUUGCGGUUUCUGGUUGGAAUAAUGCCCCCAUGUGCCCCACCCCACCCCCGCCUGUACAAGUCCUAAUCAUUGGAACCUGUUAAUAUGUUGUGAUACAAAACAAAAGGGAGUUUAAGGUAGCAGAUGGAAUUAGGUUGCUAAUCAGCUGACCUUAACACAAUUAGACUGGGCCUACCAGGUAAGCCAGGGUUAGAAGUUAGAAGAGGGAACACUCAACAAGCUGUCACUAGUUUGAAGGUGAAGGGACCACAAGCCAAGGAAUGCAGGUGGCCUCUAGAAGCUGGAGAAGGCAAGAAAACAGGUUCUCCCCCAGAGCCUCCAGAAGGAAUAUAGCCUGGCCGACACCUUCAUUUUGAAAGUAAGCCCGCUGGCCUUGAGACCAGUAGAGCUGUAAGCUGGUAAAACUGCGACGUUUUAAGCCACUAAGUUUGUGGUAAUUUAAAGCAACAAUACAAAAUUAAUGUCUCAUGCAGAAGUUUUUCUUUUACCUUAUUUUCUAACAUUUUUUGAUUUUUUUUCUUUUUUUCGGUUCCAUCAUCCUUCGUGGUAGUAGACAUCAUAUGUAGGCUGUGGUCUUCAGAGACUGGCUAAUUCAUUUAGUAACAGGCUGGGGAAACCACAGAAGAACAUAGAAAAUCCAAGCCUCCACCUGGGCCAGGUGACCCAUGAUUCAGAAGCUGCUGUGGUGUAACAUAUAACUCACCGAACAUGAAAGUCCAAGUCCAGGUUAAUGGAAGAGCACUGGGAUUUCACGAACUCAGGCUUGGGCACUGAUGCUGUCUGAUGUAUACAGCCUCAAAGUAGAAGAAAUGACUUAAAAGUGCGUAAUUUGUGAAUAUGCCAACUGAUUUUCAUUUGAGUAGUAUGUAGUAAAAGUCAUGUAGGAAGAAAUUUUAAUGGAAAUAAUUUUGUGAAACAGAGGCCACUUGGCAUAUUUAAGCAAUACCAGCAUGCUUUCUGAAUGUCAGUUUUGCUCAGUUGAGGGGCAUUCUUCAGUGCAUGCUGUUCUUUAACGGAGGUCAUUUUCUUCAGCAGAAUUCUUGGGUUGCUGGUGGUGUGGGGUUCACUAGUAAGCCAGCCAGAAAAGCCAUAGCAUGUUCUCGGUCCCAAACUAUUCAAUUAAAAUGUUAGUUUAUGGGGACUUCCCUGGUGGCGCAGCGAUUAAGAAUCUGCCUGCCAAUGAAGGAGACUCGGGUUCAAUCCCUGGGCCGGGAAGAUCCCACAUGCCACGGAGCAACUAAGCCCGUGUGCCACAACUACUGAGCCUGUGCUCUAGAACCAGUGCACCACAACUAUUGAGACCAUGUGCAGCAACUACUGAAACCCAUGUGCCUAGAGCCCCUGCUCUGCAACAAGAGAAGCCACCGCACUGAGAAGCCCACAUACCACAAUGAAGAGUAGCCCCCGCUCGCCACAACUAGAGAAAGCCUGGGCACAGCAACAAAGACCCAACA
Hippopotamus amphibius kiboko is the source of this 5692-nucleotide messenger RNA. It is a transcript of the gene KNOP1, whose product is annotated as lysine rich nucleolar protein 1. The coding region runs from base 133 to 1500 and encodes 455 amino acids. The record is from RefSeq and is a predicted model, not a curated record. The transcript has 5 exons. Lineage: Eukaryota; Metazoa; Chordata; Mammalia; Artiodactyla; Hippopotamidae.